CCUGACCCUGAUUCCAUGUCUGUGACAUGAGUGUUAACUUUCUCAUGUUGCAAUAAACCGUAAUUUUAAUAAUACACCCUGCAAAUUCAUUGUUAUACAAUGUUUAAGAAAUUUGUAGCAAAAGAUAAUAUAUCUGGGACCACACAAGUUAAGUCAUCCGUUGCUCGUAAUAUAAGAAGUACUUUGGUUGAAAACUACCCCCCAAUUGCACCUUACAUCGAUCAAAUCAUUCCAAAAAAGGAACCUUUAAUUCUUGUAAAGUGUCAUGACCAUAUUGAGCUUGUAGCACUGGGUCACCAGGUCAUCUUUUUCCGGGAUAAAGCAGGUGUUUUCAUGCCAACACUUAAGUUACUACACAAAUAUCCUAUGAUGUUACCCCAUCAGCAGGUGGAUCAAGGUGCUAUACGUUUUGUACUUAGUGGUGCCAACAUCAUGUGUCCUGGUCUCACAUCACCAGGGGCUAAUAUGCAAGACUGUGAAAAGGACAAAAUUGUUGCCAUCAUGGCUGAAGGAAAAGAACACGCUAUUGCUAUAGGGUUAAUGAAAAUGUCAUCAGACGAUAUUAAAACAGUGAACAAAGGUGUUGGUGUGGAAAAUCUUCAUUAUGUAAAUGAUGGUUUAUGGCAGAUGAAGAAUAUCAAGUAGCCCAUAAGGGAAGAAUUCUUAACAUGUCCUGGCAGCUCCCACAAUCAGUGGGAAUAUACUGCAAUAGUUCUCAGCACUGCGUGGCAAAUUGUCAUGGAAGAAGGCUUGAAGACGGGAUUUGACAAGCAACUUCAUUCAUUGCCAGCCGGAAUGGUGAACUUUAGAACUAAUGUUAAUAAGAUCUGCAGAGCUAUUUAAAAUAUAUUAACCGACGUCUGUUGGACUGGGAAUUACGCAAGACUUAAACAUGAAGUUCACACUGUGUGAAUGACAGACAAGCUUUUGGCUCAAUUACAUUUAACCCCUGUCCGCACAUGCCUGUGAUAUGACAUCACCAAAACAGACACUUGGCUGAUGAACAUACAUGGAAAAUAAUUUUUCCGUGAUUUAGAUUGCAGUACAAAUACUUUCAAAUGCGUCUUAAUUAUUUAAUAAGUGCUUAUCGCAAUUUAAAAAAAAUUUUUUUUUACUGCAUUCCCACUGAAGUAAAUGUUGAAUUGGUAGCAGAUGGUGGCAUAUCUAUGUCUCGCGUUUCUUUUUUUCCUGCACCAUAUAAACAAACAGCAAGUAUGUAUGUACUAUCUAUCACAUUUAUUGGUCAGUAAGAUUUUUUUUUAACUUGCUUCAAUAAAGUAAACAAUAUAUGUUUUAAAA
This is a messenger RNA of Anneissia japonica, 1299 nucleotides long. Its product is annotated as malignant T-cell-amplified sequence 1-like. Gene Ontology annotation, molecular function: RNA binding. NCBI's taxonomy places the organism in Eukaryota, Metazoa, Echinodermata, Crinoidea, Comatulida, Comatulidae. Gene Ontology annotation, biological process: formation of translation preinitiation complex. The transcript is spliced from 6 exons. The record is from RefSeq and is a predicted model, not a curated record. The coding region runs from base 100 to 645 and encodes 181 amino acids.